Molecule: messenger RNA, 4262 nt
Organism: Hypoxylon fragiforme
Lineage: Eukaryota; Fungi; Ascomycota; Sordariomycetes; Xylariales; Hypoxylaceae
Product: WD domain-containing protein
Exons: 2
Coding region: 637-3663 (1008 amino acids)
Biological process (GO): regulation of mitotic cell cycle; mitotic spindle organization
Cellular component (GO): mitotic spindle
Molecular function (GO): protein binding
Source: RefSeq, a predicted model, not a curated record
GUACAUGCUAGACACCUUACCCUACAACUCGAGGCCCAAAAUCUCACCUUCUUCACACCUCUUUUUUGUAUUUUCCAAUUGCAACUUUGCAAGAGCUCUGGCCGUUCUGUAAAGACGGAAUUGCUUCAAUGACUAUUAUUAUUCUUCACUAGAUACCAACCUACUUGCCCUUAAGACCACCCUCUUCUUAAACGAGGUGUGAAUUGUUGGUCCUAAUAGCCUUUUUUUUUUCUUCCUUCUCGGAUUUUUUCUUCACUGGCUUUAUCUUUCUCCUCAUCUUUCCUUUUUUACUAUUACCCUAUUAUAAACUUCCUCUGCCUAGUAUUAAUAGUACCUAUUUCUUUCACGUCACUCAUUUGAAAUUUUCAGCUAUCUUCCUUUAUACAUCCUACUUACCUUCUCAUAUCACCAGACAAAAAAAACACCAUCUAUUGUUUUCGCUAGUUUUGUUUCUUGGUUGUCAACUAGUAGUCCACACCUUCUUACUUUCUUACCCCCGAGCACGCUACCCAUGACACCUCACCUAUACAAAAAUAAAUCCAGCACUAUCAAUAUUACUUGAAGACAGACUGGUUACUAGUUCAGAAUCUCCUCGGUCUUUAAAGGAACUAGUUUGCAAAAACCAAUGGCAAUAAAAUGGCCUCUACUCCUUCGAAUCGGUUAAAAUUAACCCCAUCGAACUCGCCAUAUGUUCCGCAUCCUAUUCGGUCACCUUACCGCGGCAGAGGUUCUAUAGAGCCUCGCCUGUCUUUAAAAAGGGUCGUCGGUACCACCUGUACCUCACCUACCGGUUUCGAUGUCGUGAACUCUUCUUUUGCAUAUAUUGCCGGCGGAGCUGUUGUGGUGGUGGAUGUUGACGGGUCUGAAUAUACUCAGCGUUUCUACCGCGCGCGCCCAACCGCUCUCCCUGUCUACAAUACUCCAUCAGCUCCUUACUCACCCUCGACGCCGACGCCGACCCCGAAAGCGAACGAUAGUCGAAAUAGAGUAUCGUUGCGGGAAUCAAACUAUGGCACCCAUGAUUGGGCUGACUCUUCCACGUCAUCGAAAACGUGGACGAGCCGAGAACGUAUCAAGGCCGCGACGUGUUUAGCUCUCAGCAAAGAGGGGAGGUUUCUCGCUGUUGGUGAAACUGGCUACGCUCCCCGGGUUCUCAUCUACAAUCUCGAAGAUGACUCGUCAGAUACUCCACUUGUCUCUAUUAGUGAGCAUGGAUUUGGGGUAAAAGCCGUCGCAUGGUCGCCCGAUUCCAAGUAUCUUGCCUCCCUCGGAUCUGCGAAUGACGGUUUUAUUUACAUAUGGAGGAUAGACACGAAGACUGGUGCUGCAAAGCUGUUUCAGCAAAACAGAUGCACAUCUUAUAUUCGCGGUAUGAUAUGGGUGGGCAAUAAUUUGAUCACCCUAGGCGUGCGUCAUAUCAAAGUAUGGAGGGUCGAGGAGGGACAAACAACGUCUCCAAUGAAACAGAAACUCAUCGGUGAUUCGAGCUCGAACUUGCAACCACAUCAGAAGACGUUGCCGGGUCGAAACGUUUUGCUUGGCAACAUGAUAGAAGCAACAUUCUCAUGCGCCGCCGCCAUCGACGACACAAAAGCUAUCAUCUGCUCUGAGACGGGGGAUGUAUGUUUAUUCGACGACACGGGCAAGCAGAUGAAGUUGACAAACGUCCUCGAAAGUGGAUUUGCAACAACCUGCGUGGCGAUUCGUGGAAAUGUUGUUUAUCUGGGGGGUAAAUCGGGAAACCUAGCUACCCUCGACUUGGCAUCCCUUCUAAGCUGCAACUUGGAUUCCUUAUGCACGAACGUGGGCUCUUUUGCGGGUUUCUUUGCUAUGGGCUUUCUUGAAGAGAACAUGGUGACAGUUGAUGCCAAGCGUUCUAUUCACAUUUGGAGAUGUGACGAUGCCCCGGAAAAACUGGACUUGAGCUCUAGUCCCAUCCCUAUCCCUGGACACCAAGAUUCGAUUCUCGGUGUCGAAGCACUGAGUCGUCCUAACGCACCAGGUGCUGACUUUUACAGUUGGUCGGGAACAGGACAAGUUAUAUUGUGGGACGUUGACGGCAACAUCAAAUGCUCAUUCCAGGUACCACUUGAAGAUGCCUCCACCGAAGACGAGCCCAAUCUAGUCAAUCAAUUGACUCUAGUACAAGCUACAGAGGGUGGCAACUUUUUUGUGACGGGAGAUAAGUUGGGAAUUGUUAAGAUCAUUGACUUCUCAACGCUUCAAUGUGUAUCUUCUAUGAAAGCACAUGCCUCCGACUGUCAAUUCAUUACCACCUUCGAGAACAAGACUAGGUUCGUCAUUGCGACAUGCGGUCGUGACCGUACGGCACAACUUUUCCACAAGACAGCCACCGGAGAAUUUGAGCACUUCCAAACCCUUGAGUUUGCCGCAAGGGUGGUGCAAGUCCUCGUUCCGUCGGCAGAUAAAGUAAUAACCUGUUCCAUGGACAGAACAUUACAAGUUCAUGACCUAGUAACAAAAGAGGGCGAACCGGACGCCAUGGCGGCUAUUCCUUCAAAAAGCUUUCCCUUAAAAUCUUCGCCGGCAUCAAUGGCAGUGGACGCGGACGGAAAGUUCCUAUUUGUGUCGCUACUAGAUAGAUCCCUUUGUAUAUUUGACUUGGAAAGUGGGAAACUGGCCAAUUCAUUCAAAUGUACUGACGAGAGCGGGACAGAGUCCGUCGUCCUAGAUUCCCUUACUGCUCGAGCAGCAACCGAUAAGGAGCCUGCGUUGCUCCUAGGCAUUUCGAAUACGGAUAAGUCCAUCCGGAUCUAUGACGGCCAAACGGGGUCUUUCUUAGACCGUGAAUGGGGUCAUACCGAAGCUAUCAAUGGCGUAGCUUUGAUCGAAGAUGAAAGUAGCAAGCGAAGGGUUGUAAGUGUCGGGUCAGAUGGCACUAUCAUGAUUUGGGAGAUGGAUAUGCAGGAUUCGGCAUGGGGCUUCAACAGUCGUGAACCAUCUCCAGUCAAGGACGGUUCCACUGUCUCUCGAGCUACGCUUCGACGCGUGCUAUCCAAAGCUGAGCUUGCCGAGUUCCAACGAACUUCACCUUUUUCGACCGGACGACGAUCGCCUCCGAGGACACUUGCUAAGAAGAGAUCCGCGUACAAUUUGGCGUCUACGUCAUCUGUCAGAACACCACCUGUCCCUACAUUACAAACUAGCCCUUCGCCGACAAUUACUGAGGAUACUCCAACCAGGAGACCAUCGGAUAGUCGUUCUGGCAGUCCACCAACCAGCCCUAAAGGAAAAGUAAAGAGGCGUCCGUCUCUACCGGCCCUCAACUCGGCAAAAACUAAGAGCAACAGUAACUUGAGAGGGUAUGGGUCUUUAAAUAUGGCCACCGAGCAGGCUUGUCGUACGCUUCGAACCUAUCGGAAGAAACUGACCUCCUCGGAUCCCGUCAGCCAAGAGGUCUUGGCUGAAUUAGACCAAGAACUUCGUCUUACCGCAAUUGCAUUAGGCGACAGGGCUACACGGAGCAAGGCUAUGAGUGAUAUGAUGUUGACUGGUCUUCUCGAUCAAUAUUCGGAGCGCUUAGUAGCUAUGCUGGACGAAAAACUACGGUUAAGUUACCGGUCCACUUCAGACCCUGAGCCGGACUCUCCUAGAAAGCGACGUGAGUCGUCAGGAGCUGGCUCUAACAACGACUCUUCAUAAAGCAUACAUUUACCCCAUAAUGUGUAUUAGUUAUGUGUAUAUCACAAACACGCACCAUUAAGCAUGCUCCAAUUUUCAUGGGUUACAAGGAGAUGGAAGGGAAAGGGGGAAGGUAACACAGACGUCCGUGACUCUAGGCGUUUAGGGGUCAUUCAUACACUUUUAUCGGAAAGGGGGUAAUCGUCUAGGAAACAGAUGGUUGGACAACGGCGUCAUAGCAUUUCGGGGAGAAGGGGGAGGUUUUUCUAUCCGUUUACUGAGUCCCAUUUGUUGGCUAACUCAACAUGAUACCACCGGACUUGGCAGGAGAAAAUAACAGGAGUUGGUGGGGUGGGUGAAAACACGCUGUGCUGUGCUGCUGUACUGCUGUGCUGUGUAGUAGAAGGGAGGGAGGGAAGGAAACCGGGGCCAUGGUAUGGUAACUUGUCAUUAUCGUUUAUAUUUUCUUAGUGACGAAGCUACUUUGUUGUUUUUUUUUUUCGUUAGGACGCAUCAAUUCAUUCUGCGCGACACAGUGGGUAAUUCCGUGUCAUUAUCAAACGGGGGUUUUUUCAAGUCUAUUUUAUAAAAGUGAAUUGUGACGACUUCAACAUACAUAC